Molecule: messenger RNA, 822 nt
Organism: Knipowitschia caucasica
Lineage: Eukaryota; Metazoa; Chordata; Actinopteri; Gobiiformes; Gobiidae
Source: the annotation of a GenBank genome assembly
AUGCAUCUUCUGACAUGUCUCCUUUAUUUGUUUAUUGCUGAGGUGAAAAGCCAAACUAGAGAUUUGUCCCCAGCUAGAAUUUUGGCUCCACUGAAUACCGUUCGAGAGGACAGUGGACUUUUUUACGAACCUGCGAUGGUCCACGCCAUUGGACACAACGUCAUCAACAUUUCUGUCAUAGCAAACGUUGUAGCUGCAGACCUGUCCCUGUUGGGUCCACCGUCCAUCAGCCAGGGAGCACGAGUUACUUUUGUGUGUUCUCUUCCAAAUGUCCUGCAGACUAUGGGUGACUGUGACUCGGUGCAGUCGUAUCUGAUGAGGGAUGGGGUCAUUCUCCAAGUGCAGGGGUUUGAGCUGAAGAAUUCCAGCGCCACAUUUGUGAUACAGGAUAUUGUGCAGAGAGACGCGGGUCAGUACAGCUGCGUGGUGCGACCUUCUCAGUGCUUCAAGCAGGAUGAGGACCGAGUCACUGGAAAUAAUGUUAUCAAUCUUCAAGUCAAAGGUUUCCCUGUUGGACUAACAGUCUCUCUCACAACGCCAGUGAUGUUAGUUCUUCUGGGGAUUUGUGCUUUUGCAAUUAGAAAAAAAGCAAAACUGAAGAAGUCAAAUACAGAUGAAAAACUGCAGAGUGCCACAGGGAUCGAUGUCCUGCCCUCUGAUGCAGAAGGUUUGACCGCUGAAGAUAAUGGAUUCGUUCUCUCUCCAGAUGAUUCCUGGAAUAAUGAAGAUUUUUCGGGCUCUCAAAAUGUUGCCGACCCGUACAGUUAUCCUGCCGAGUUUGCCUCUGAGUACGAUGAAGUCUUGGCUUCUGCAGAAGAAUAA